GGGGGAACUGUUCUUUGGCACUUGUGCUGGGCUGGGGAACCUUUUCUGUGGAACACGAAAGGCUGGUUGGUUGUGUUCUCUUCUGUCUGCGAGAAAAUCGAGUUUCUUUUAAAAAAAAACAAAAUAAUUUUGAAGAAAGAGAGAAAUCGAGGGGGGAGAUGUCGGCUUUUACGGAUGAUUAUGGGGCGGAGUAUGAUCCAUACGCCUACAAUGCUGAUUAUGAUCUUCAUACAGGUGACCCUAAGCAGGACCUUGCUUAUGAGCGUCAAUAUGAACAGCAAACUUAUCAUGUGAUCCCAGAAGUCAUCAAAAAUUUCAUCCAGUACUUCCAUAAGACUGUGACUGACCUGAUUGACCAAAAGGUUUAUGAGUUACAAUCUAACCGUGUAUCCAGUGAUGUGAUUGAACAGAAACUUUAUGAAAUUCAGGACAUCUAUGAAAACAGCUGGAAUAAACUGACAGAAAGGUUCUUCAAAAACUCCCCUUGGCCUGAGGCUGAAGCUAUUGCAUCCAUAUGUCGAAAUGAUGCUGUUUUCCUUAUUCUAUACAAGGAACUCUACUACAGACACAUUUAUGCUAAAGUCAGUGGAGGACCUACAUUGGAGCAGAGAUUUGAAUCCUAUUACAAUUACUGCAAUCUGUUCAACUACAUUCUGAAUGCGGAUGGUCCAGUUCCCCUGGAGCUCCCAAACCAAUGGCUGUGGGACAUCAUUGAUGAGUUCAUUUACCAGUUUCAGUCUUUCAGUCAGUACCGCUGCAAAACAGCCAAAAAGACAGAGGAGGAAAUCGACUUCCUGCGGUCAAAUCCCAAAAUCUGGAAUGUUCACAGUGUCCUUAAUGUCCUCCAUUCAUUGGUUGACAAAUCCAACAUCAACCGGCAGCUGGAGGUCUACACCAGUGGAGGAGAUCCUGAGAGUGUUGCUGGGGAGUAUGGACGUCACUCUCUAUAUAAAAUGCUGGGAUAUUUCAGCCUGGUAGGACUUCUGCGUCUCCACUCACUGCUUGGAGAUUACUACCAGGCUAUCAAAGUGCUUGAGAACAUUGAACUCAAUAAAAAGAGUAUGUACUCCCGAGUACCAGAGUGUCAAGUUACAACUUAUUAUUACGUGGGCUUCGCCUACCUGAUGAUGCGCCGUUACCAGGAUUCUAUUCGUGUGUUUGCCAACAUAUUGCUGUACAUUCAGAGGACCAAGAACAUGUUUCAACGUUCAACCUACAAAUAUGAGAUGAUAAACAAACAGAAUGAACAGAUGCAUAGUCUGUUGGCAAUCGCCUUGACGCUGUAUCCGAUGAGGAUUGAUGAGAGUAUCCACACACAGCUACGAGAAAAAUAUGGAGACAAAAUGCUGCGUAUGCAGAAAGGGUAG
This is a messenger RNA of Rhincodon typus (whale shark), 1367 nucleotides long. RefSeq names its product eukaryotic translation initiation factor 3, subunit 6 interacting protein (gene eif3s6ip). The transcript is spliced from 11 exons. The record is from RefSeq and is a predicted model, not a curated record. Gene Ontology annotation, molecular function: protein binding; translation initiation factor activity. Gene Ontology annotation, biological process: translational initiation. Gene Ontology annotation, cellular component: cytoplasm; eukaryotic translation initiation factor 3 complex. Lineage: Eukaryota; Metazoa; Chordata; Chondrichthyes; Orectolobiformes; Rhincodontidae. The coding region runs from base 159 to 1367 and encodes 402 amino acids.